AUGGGUCUCUCCAAGACUCACAGGAUUAUCAUCCUGCUGGUGAUCGACUCGGCCUUUUUCCUGCUGGAAUUGAGCACUGGUUAUGCCGUCCACUCCCUUGCUCUCGUCGCCGACUCAUUUCAUAUGCUCAACGAUGUCAUCUCUCUUUGUGUCGGUCUCUGGGCGGUCCGUGUCGCCAACAACGAAACAAACUCCAAGAUGUACACUUAUGGCUGGCAACGCGCGGAAACUCUCGGUGCCCUUGUGAAUGGUGUCUUCUUGGUUGCACUGUGCAUGUCGAUCUUCCUGGAGGCCAUUCAACGAUUGGUCGAGCCCCAAGAGGUGCAGAAUCCUAAGUUGGUCUGCAUCGUCGGAUGCUUGGGCCUUCUUUCCAACAUGAUCGGCCUUGUGCUCUUCCACGAUCACUCUCACGGUCACGGCGGUCAUGGUCACUCCCAUGGCCAUUCUCACGACGAGGAGGAUGUGGAACAAGGUCACGAGCACGAGCAUGGCCAUGUCCACGACCACGACCAUGAACAUCAAAGUGACCCCAUCGCCGCCGAUCCUCGAGGGAGCGUUGCGGAGAUCAUGCCCGAGAACCUCGUCGGUGCCCGUGGUCCUGCCAGUCUCUCGCAGACCAGUUUUCCCGCCACCGAGCCCGCUUCUCCUAGCUCCCGCAAGCGUCGCCGGGAAUCUCAAACUCGUGGCUCGCGCCGCUACAGCACUUCGACCGGGCGUGGCAUCGUUAAUGUGGAGGAUAUCUACGUUCACCCGGCGACUAUGCGACAGGAUAUCAUUGCUGCUAGUCGCGGCACCUUUGAUAUCGAGCAGUCCUCGGAUUCCGACAGCCGCGAUGACGAAACCCCCACCGAGCGAUCCGGCCUGCUGCACAACCGCGACCGCGCCUCCAACUACACCGAUGAACAAGAUGGCCCCUUCAAGGUUUCCCCUCGCACCAUCGAAGAGGAUGUUCACAAGGACCACAACCACGCCCAACCCAAGCCGAAGAACAAGAAGGGCGGCCACAAUCACGACCUCAACAUGCGCGGUGUUUUCCUCCACGUCAUGGGCGAUGCCCUUGGCAACAUUGGUGUGAUUGCCUCUGCCCUCAUCAUCUGGCUCACUGACUACGAAUGGCGAUUCUACGUCGACCCCGGCAUUUCCCUCCUUAUCACCGUGAUCAUUCUGAUUUCCGCCAUUCCCCUCUGCAAGGCCGCCUCGCGUAUUCUCCUGCAAGCUGUGCCGCAGGGCAUGAGCGUCGACCACAUCAAGGAGGACAUUGAAGGUCUUCCCGGUGUCAUUGGCUCUCACCAUCUCCACGUCUGGCAGCUCAGCGAUACUAAGAUUGUCGCAUCCAUUCACAUCCAGGUGGACACCCAAAUCAAGGGCGAAGGCUCGGAGCGCUACAUGCGUCUUGCGCGUCAGAUCCGCCGCUGCUUGCACGCAUAUGGCAUCCACUCUUCCACCAUCCAGCCCGAGUUUGCCCCAGAUAGCGAUAUCGACGAGAUCCAGAACGGCACUCUGCCUUCUUCGUCUUCUCGUGUGGUGAAUACCGAUGCCAACCACUCCAGCAGUGCUGGCAGUCUUCGUGACGGCGACCCUAAGGCUUGUCUUCUGGAAUGCGAUGACAAUUGCGGCCGUGUUGGUCAAUGCUGUCCUAAAAAAACCCCUUAA
Messenger RNA from Penicillium waksmanii, 1653 nucleotides. RefSeq names its product cation diffusion facilitator family transporter. The record is from RefSeq and is a predicted model, not a curated record. The coding region runs from base 1 to 1653 and encodes 550 amino acids. Gene Ontology annotation, cellular component: membrane. NCBI's taxonomy places the organism in Eukaryota, Fungi, Ascomycota, Eurotiomycetes, Eurotiales, Aspergillaceae. Gene Ontology annotation, biological process: intracellular zinc ion homeostasis; zinc ion transmembrane transport. The transcript is spliced from 4 exons. Gene Ontology annotation, molecular function: zinc ion transmembrane transporter activity.